AUGGCCAUCUAUCGACAGAGUGACUUGUCGGGUGGUACUAUAGCGGUCGUUCAAAAUGAUAAAAAGGACAAUUUUUCAGACAAGUCAAUAAAGUGGCUGAAAAGUAAAAUAUUAAACGAAAAUAAAAAUAUAAAGCAUGCAUUAAACGGUGGAGAAGUUACCAUAUGUGGUGCUAGAGUAGACGGCUAUCAUGAAACGGAGAAAAAAGUAUAUCAGUAUCAUGGCUGUUUCUGGCACGGUUGUCCGGACUGUUUCAAUUCUAACGAAAUCAACCCGGUUAAUAAUAACACCAUGUCCGAUUUAUACAAUGAUACGAUAAGACGGACGGUUAAGUUGACACAAAAAGGGUACCAAGUUGAAGAGAUGUGGAGUUGUAAAUUGAAAAAGCACCAAGAUUAUAAACAAAUGAUGCAGUAUCAAAAUUAUGUAAUUGAACCGCUAAACCCUAGAGACGCAUUUUUCGGAGGAAGAACCAAUGCGACAAAAUUAAUGGUCAAAAAUAAAAAAAUUAAAUAUAUUGAUGUGUGCAGCUUAUACCCCACAGUGAUGUAUUAUGACACUUACCCCGUAGGUCAUCCUAAAAAAAUUUUUAAUCCGUCAAUAAAAAAAUACUUGGAAUCAAAUUGGUAUGGAUUUAUUAAAUGUAAAAUACUACCUCCUACUGAAUUCUAUCAUUCCUUAGAAACGAGCUCGUGGAAAAACGACUAUCGGACGGUUAAUGAUUAUAUUUCAGCAGUAAAAAAUUCAGUAGGAAUUGAUAUGGACAUUGAAAAUAUAAAAGAAAAUCCAGGAUUAAGAGCACUUGCUAAAAUAUGUCUAAAUUAG
Acyrthosiphon pisum (pea aphid) is the source of this 825-nucleotide messenger RNA. RefSeq lists its product as uncharacterized. Gene Ontology annotation, molecular function: DNA binding; DNA-directed DNA polymerase activity; nucleotide binding. Bases 1 to 825 code for a protein of 274 amino acids. The transcript is spliced from 2 exons. The record is from RefSeq and is a predicted model, not a curated record. Gene Ontology annotation, biological process: DNA replication. Lineage: Eukaryota; Metazoa; Arthropoda; Insecta; Hemiptera; Aphididae.